AUGGAGCUUCCUCACCUCGGGCAAUUUACACCACUCUUCACCUCGCAGGGUGUUGAAUCGAAUUCAGAAUCUGCCCUGCAAGACUUCCUCGCGCAACAUCCCACUCUGCGCUUCAUCCGGCUGCAGUGGCAGGACUACUCGGGGAUACUGCGCUCGCGCAUGGUUGUCCCCAAGCAGCUUCUGCAAAUGACUGUGGCACAGAAGCCCAUCCACGCGCCACCCAUCGCCUUCCAUUGCGUGGCCGACAAUACCCUCAUAUCUGGUCUUGAUCCGACCGGGAAUCACUUCCUCGUUCCCGACUGGUCCAGUCUACAGAUCCUGUCUGCAAGCCCUCAUAACGCAAUGGUAAUGUGCGGCGUCCUUGCUUCCACGCCCGCUGAUCCUAUCCCCAACCACGACCUCUGUCCUCGGCGCGCCCUCGCUAGCAUCAUACGUCGCGCCAAGGAGGACUUUGACCUGGAUUUCCUGGUUGGUUUCGAGGUUGAAUUCGAGCUCAUGGAGCCGACCUCCGAGUUGGGUGAUGACGGCGACGGCUACACUCUCGCCCCCGCCUGCAAUGGGCUGGGUCGAUACGCCGUCGAUGGCCUGCGGCAUCGACACUUCGAUCUAAUUGAAGCAGCUAUCCAUCAGCUCCUCGAUUCCGGGGUGGAUAUUCAAGCCUUUCAAACGGAGGGUCGCCGUGGCCAGUACGAGCUAUCGCUCGCUCCACGCACCCCUCUCGAGGCAGUUGACGAGCUCAUUCUGGUCCACGAUACCCUCAAGACGAUAAUGGCUCGCCACGGGCUCAUCGCCACCAUGUCACCCAAGCCCGUUGCCGGCCGUCGCCAAGCCAGCGGUCAGCAUACACACAUCUCCAUCUCGCGACCCGAGGUUCAAGACCAAUUUCUCGCUGGGAUUCUGCACCGCCUUCCAGCCCUCUGCGCCACCUGUAUGCCAUACGACUUGUCUUAUGAACGAGUGCAGCCCUAUCUUGGCGGCGAUCACGUCGCCUGGGGCUCCGAUAAUCGUGAGGUCCCUAUCCGCAAGAUUCGACCCGGCCAUUGGGAGAUAAGAUGCGUUGAUUCCACCGCCAAUAUGUAUCUGAUGCUGGCAACAACGCUGGGAGCGGGGCUGCUGGGAGUCAGUAACCAGAUGGCGCUCUCAUGGCCUGAUACGGCAAUUCCGCAGACCAUAUGUCGAGAUAAUCAUGUGAAUGGCACGAAUGGCAUGAAUGGCACGAAUGGCACGAAUGGCACGCAUCAUGUUUCCAAGGCAGUAGCGCUGCCGAGGAAUCUGGACUCGUCAUUGGACCUUCUGGAGAAGGAAGCAGGAGAGCUGGGGAAGAUGAUGAAUAGCACGAUCUUGGGUCAUUUCCUGCGCAUCAAGCGCUUUGAAAUGGAAAGUUUGGGGCAAAAAUCGCAGGCCGAUGUGCGCAGGCUUUUGACAGAGCUGUUUUAG
Molecule: messenger RNA, 1437 nt
Organism: Penicillium robsamsonii
Lineage: Eukaryota; Fungi; Ascomycota; Eurotiomycetes; Eurotiales; Aspergillaceae
Product: protein fluG
Exons: 1
Coding region: 1-1437 (478 amino acids)
Molecular function (GO): glutamine synthetase activity
Source: RefSeq, a predicted model, not a curated record